CAAAAACCCACGUUUCCAAACAUUCCUACUAUUCUUCACAGUCCUUUACGGUGAUAUUCUGGCUACGCGUCUGGAAUUCGAUAUCUACGGCUUCGAUCUUGAUUAGCUCUGCUGCUGCGUUCCAAAUCCAUGCCAGCACACGACAUGUGGACCUAGCUGUCAACACCUCGAACCUCCCGACUCUAGCACCAUGCCUGCUGUUCGAAGGGUUCGCAUAUUAGCUCUGACAAUCGCCUUCGCCUUCGUAACUCUCUACUACCUGAGUCAACGAGGCAAUGUCUGGAACUACGGCUACACACCCUACCUCCCGAAAACCAUCUUCACCGAUGGCAAAACACACUGGUCGAAGCUCCCCGAUCGCUAUCCCGUAACAUCCUUUAUUCCCCUUCCAACAGGGACACCUCACAAGAUACCUACCGUGCAAGCUCUCGCACCAGAAGAGAAGCCUAAAGUCAGAUACCAGAGGCUACGCAGACGGGAUGCAGUGAAAGAGAGUUUUAAGCACAGUUGGGAAGGAUAUAAAAAGAAUGCCUGGCUGCGAGACGAAGUUACACCCUUGACAGGACAAUAUAAAGACACAUUUGGCGGCUGGGCCGCCACGCUUGUGGAUUCGCUGGACACGUUAUGGAUUAUGGGUAUGAAGGAAGACUUCGCACUUGCUGUGAAGGCUAUCGAGGAAAUUGAUUUCACUACCACGGAGACGAAGGAUAUUAAUGUUUUUGAGACGACGAUUAGGUAUAUGGGUGGCUUUUUGGCGGCGUAUGAUAUUAGUGGGGGGAGGUUUCCUGUGUUAUUGACGAAGGCCGUGGAGGUUGGGGAGUUGUUGAUGAGCUGUUUUGAUACGCCGAAUCGAAUGCCGAUUUCGAGAUGGGAUUGGAAGAAAUAUACCGAAGGCUACGCCCAAACCGCCCCUGCGCGAAUGCUAGUCUCGGAACUCGGCUCGUUCUCCCUAGAAUUCACCCAUCUCUCCCAGGUAACCGGCGAUCCAAAAUACUACGACGCCAUUGCCCGAAUCGCAAACGUCCUCAAUGACGCCCAAAACUCCACAAAACUCCCCGGGAUGUGGCCCGUCAGCAUCGAUGCUGCAACCCCUAGUUUUGCGGAAGAUAACUUCUUUACUCUAGGCGGCAUGUCAGACUCGCUAUAUGAGUACUUUCCCAAACACUACCUUCUGCUCGGCGGGCUGCUCUCCCAGCCAAAGCAACUUUACGAAUCCUUUAUCGAAGUAGCCAAAGAGUUCCUCUUCUUCCGAUUCUACAACCCUGGCAACCUCCCAGUCCAAGCAUCAGGGGACAUCAGAGUAACAGACGACGGCGAAAACCACCUAAUUCCAAGAGGUCAGCACUUGACAUGCUUCAUAGGCGGCAUGGUCGGUCUCGCCUCCCGCAUCUUCGGCCGCCCCCAAGACCUGCAGACAGCAGAAGAGCUAACCCAAGGCUGCAUCUGGGCCUACGACGCCGCUCCAAACCAGAUCGCACCAGAGCUGUACACCGUGAUCCCGUGCCCCAAGAACUCUGCUUGUGGCUGGGAGGACUCAGUCUGGCACGACGUUAUCAAAACUAAUUACGGCAGCGGUGGGCGAACAGGUGAAAGUGUGGAGAAGAUUAUACAGGAGAGGAAGCUUUGGAAGGGUAUUGUAGGUGCGGAUGAUAGGCGGUAUAUUCUCAGGCCUGAGACGAUCGAGAGUGUGUUUAUAAUGUGGAGGAUUACGGGGAAGCAGAUCUACCAGGAUGCUGCGUGGAGGAUGUUCCAGGCUAUUGACAAAGUCUCGAGGACAGAAGUCGCUGCUGCUGCGAUCGCUGAUAUAACCGUAACGGGUGAUGAGAAAGAGGAUAAUGAACAGCCGGGGACGGAACCUAGGAAGAGGAAUGAUGACAAUACAGACAGAACAGGAGUUAGAGCCCAACAGAUUGAUAGCAUGGAGAGCUUUUGGUUGGCCGAGACGCUGAAGUACUUUUAUCUUUGCUUUGAGGACUUCGAUGUGGUGAACUUGGAUGAGUGGGUUUUGAAUACGGAGGCGCAUCCUUUGAGAAGGCCACGGUAAAAGGCAGGAGGAAUGAAGAUACCCGCCGACGGCGUACGAUAAUUGGAACGCAUUUCUUUUGAAAUUUCAUAUUGGAAAACUUGGAGGGAGUGAACUGAAUGCGAAGUGCUUAGUGUUUUGCAGCCUGGGACCCCAAAUGGAAUGCACUCAUCUCCAUCC
Hyaloscypha bicolor E is the source of this 2203-nucleotide messenger RNA. Its product is annotated as glycoside hydrolase family 47 protein. The record is from RefSeq and is a predicted model, not a curated record. The coding region runs from base 191 to 2044 and encodes 617 amino acids. Gene Ontology annotation, cellular component: Golgi membrane; endoplasmic reticulum. Gene Ontology annotation, biological process: carbohydrate metabolic process; N-glycan processing. NCBI's taxonomy places the organism in Eukaryota, Fungi, Ascomycota, Leotiomycetes, Helotiales, Hyaloscyphaceae. Gene Ontology annotation, molecular function: calcium ion binding; mannosyl-oligosaccharide 1,2-alpha-mannosidase activity. The transcript has 2 exons.